Messenger RNA from Penicillium egyptiacum, 1839 nucleotides. NCBI's taxonomy places the organism in Eukaryota, Fungi, Ascomycota, Eurotiomycetes, Eurotiales, Aspergillaceae. The record is from the annotation of a GenBank genome assembly.
AUGGAUGAUGCCGUUCGUCCAAGCAAAAAAAAAUUCGAUCGUAUCCUUUCCGAAAGCUAUGAUGAAUGGUCGUCCCACCUGACAAAUGCUCAUAAAAACCCUCGUCUCCCACCUUUUUCCAUCGAUCUCAAAUCGCUUCUCGAGAGAACGCCGUCUUUCCUUGGAUAUGGAUUGGUUUCUAAAGACACUGAACUGCCCUUUACUUGUGUAGAAAGGGAAUCGAGCAGGGGACAGUUUGGUCUCCUAAUUUCUGGACAAUCGACCUGGACUACUUCACAUGGGCAAUGUUGCCUCGAACCGAAAACAAUGUCUUUGGAUAUUCUGCUGGCCGUUCCCAACCCAUUGACAGUGGAGAUAUCAAAUUCUGCCCCCCUGCAAGAAUGGCCUGGUGUUGAUGGCAUCUCAAACCAUGACGAGGGAAAUUAUAUUAGUAUUUUGUUCCUUGCGUGGGCUUAUAUCCUUUCUGCGCGAUGGGCAGAAUCACUAAAGCACGCUUCGGGACACCAAUGCAGUAGCAACUUCAUGCACAAGGCCAGUAUUGCAACAGGUUCCAGACACCAUGAUACAAUCGAAAUUGAUAUAGGACACGAUGUUGAAGCUGCUGAAGCAGCUUGGUGGGGGGCUAUAUUGCGCUCUGGCGGCGGCUGGGAAAUAACUACAGAUUACAAAAAAAAAACAUACUGCUCACCUUGGUCUGUUAUUCUCUCCGAUAAAGCCAACAUGGGGAUAGCAGGAGGUUAUCCAAUCUCUAAAGAAGGACCACCGUCAUCUGGUGCUGCUUUGGAAUAUCUAGCCAGGUUUUGCUCUCGUCACCGACUCUAUGGGCAGUGUUCCGUGGCCCUAGUUGCUGCGCUUUACAUUCCAUUGCUCAGUGGAGAUUCCAUUUCGCUUCCUGUCCCGAAACCAGCCUUGCACUAUGGACCGUCGUCUCUGUCACAAAAAUCAUCAAGUCUAGUGAAGGAAUACUCGGAAUUUCUUUCCCGUUAUAUGAUGCUGAGUUGUAAUGUGUGGGGCAUGCGUUCUUUACUUUCUAGUACCUUCUUCAACGGAGAGGUUGAAUGCAACCUUGUCAGCGCCUGGCUCAAUCCUAUCUUUGCAAUAACAAACCCUUUGGUCCAGGGCGAGAAGGCUCUUACGCUCGCCAAAGUCCUUGGAUAUCGACAGCCCAGAUUAGCUAGCCUUUGGCUCGGUGCGAAUGUGGUGGGACUAGCAAACCCUACAAUACGAAAUAUCCGGAUCGGGCUUACAGCCACGGAAUUCAAUGCAGCGGCUUGGACAGGAACGCACCAAUCUUUCAUAACUGUGGAACCUGGUAUUAAUGACGGUCAAAUGAUCCGCAGGGAAGACGAGUGUCGUUUGCUAUUUAUCACAGCCUGUGAUGGAUAUACUAGACCCCCCAUUCAUCCGUGGAAACCGUUUGGAGAAACUCGGCUUCUUGAUACUGAACUUGCAGUACAGCAACAUGCCGCUUGCCGCUGUCACUGUUUGAAGUACAAAACCUGGAACUGGACUCUAGCAAAUGGAGAGACGCUCGAAGACUCCGGCAUAUCUCUGAUGGAAUUUGGUGGAGAAUUCCUAGCACAGAGACAUAAGGAAAACUACUACCCGAUACAAAAUGGCUCAAACUUGUUUUCCCAGGUAGCUUCGGAGGCUGCAACUCGCGGAAUUUUUGGUUGGCUUAGAUCCACAGGGUACCCAGCAAAUGAAAAACCUUUAUAUCGGCAUUCCUGGAUCGACAUUGAAAGCUCCGACGAGGACGAUGUUGAUAUCAAUUCAGAUAGCGGUCAAGAGAAUGGUUGUCAAUCGUUUGUCAGUCAAUGGCUUAGCCAUGUGAAUUAA